This is a messenger RNA of Penicillium waksmanii, 1356 nucleotides long. RefSeq lists its product as uncharacterized. The transcript has 2 exons. The record is from RefSeq and is a predicted model, not a curated record. The coding region runs from base 1 to 1356 and encodes 451 amino acids. NCBI's taxonomy places the organism in Eukaryota, Fungi, Ascomycota, Eurotiomycetes, Eurotiales, Aspergillaceae.
AUGUUCGCUCAACGCCCUUCAUUCCGAUUCUUAGCCGUUGGCGCACUCUUCUCCCUCGUCACACUCACAUUCCUCCUCUUGAAUACACGCCGAUCACACGAUUUGACAUCCCAGUACAUCCUCAAGACCCCGCGGCCGGUCUCACAUUGCCCGCCUUCUUCCUCGACCCAGCCUCUUCCGAACAGUACCAAUACCCACAACCAACUUGAAGCUUGGAAGUUCCAUGUUGAUCGCGAUGGAAAUGAUCACGGUCUUUCAGAGGAGCAGUGCCAAAUUGCGUUUCCGAAACUCUUCGGCGAGAUUGAGAAAUCCGCGGCGUUACAAUCGCAAGAUCUCAUUUCUUAUGAGGAGCUGCGAGGGCGAGAGAUUGAGGAUGGGAUGGUGAGGUGCAUUAUUCUUCGGGGCGAGUUAUAUAUUGUCGAAUUCGCCCCUCAGCCCGUGACUGCAUCCCGUGCCCGCGCAACCCUAAACUCCCUCCACCGCGCGCUCAAAGCAAUCCCGAACCGCCACCACCUCCCCAGCAUCGAAUUCAUCUUCACGACCGAGGACUUCGCAAAUGACCCCGUGGGCCGCGGACCCGUAUGGUCCUACUCAAAACGCGACACGGACUCCUCAGUCUGGCUAAUGCCCGACUUUGGCUACUGGGCCUGGCCAGAAGUCCAAGUAGGACCGUACCACGAAGUCCGACGACGUAUCGCAGCUAUUGAUGACGGGGGAAUCAACCCGGAUGAUGGCUCCAUCAUCAGUCCCGGUAUCUCCUUCCAGGAUAAAAAGAAGCAGCUCGUCUGGCGCGGAAGUCUAAAUACAAACCCCGGCAUCCGGAGUAAACUCCUCAAAGCCUCGUCAGGAAAAAGCUGGGCCAGUGUCCGGGUCAUUGACUGGGAUGACGAAAAUGAUAUAAGAUACAAUCUCCUCCCGAUCGAAGAUCACUGUCGAUACAUGUUCCUCGCGCAUACCGAGGGUCGCAGUUUUUCCGGUCGAGGCAAGUAUCUACUGAACUGUCGUUCGGUGGUUAUUUCGCAUCCGCUUAUUUGGCGUGAGGCGCAUCACGCUGCGCUCAUCUCGUCCGGGCCCGAUGCGAAUUUCGUCGAGGUGAAGGCGGAUUUCUCGGAUUUGUCGCGCAUGAUUGAUUAUCUUAUUGAUAACCCGAGGAUUGCGGAACGAAUUGCGGAGAAUUCUGUUCGCACUUUUCGUGAUCGGUAUCUUACUCCUGCUGCGGAGUCUUGUUAUUGGCGCCAGCUUGUGAGGUCUUAUGCUUCUGUUUGUGAUUUUGAACCGUUGCUUUUUGAUACGACCAGGGAUGGAAAGAAGGUUUCUCGUGGUGUGCCGUUUGAGACUUGGAUGCUUAUGCAUUGA